This is a messenger RNA of Dovyalis caffra, 789 nucleotides long. The record is from the annotation of a GenBank genome assembly. NCBI's taxonomy places the organism in Eukaryota, Viridiplantae, Streptophyta, Magnoliopsida, Malpighiales, Salicaceae.
AUGCAAAAAUUUCAUUCGGUUGCAUCUUUGUCUAUCCUAUCAUACUACGCUGUACUUAUACCCUUUGCUGCUUGCAUAUCCCAUGAAGAUGUGAAAGGUCACAAGGGAACACAAGACAACUUCAAUCACAAGUUGAGCCCUAAAAUGACCUCAGAUAUCAACCUUCACGGGGUUCUUUCUUGGACUUCCAUGGGGUUCUUAAUGCCUCUUGGGGUCCUUGCUAUUAGAAUGUCCCAUAGAGAGGAAGGUGGAAGAAGGAAAGCUCUAUUCUAUAUUCAUCUGGUUUUGCAGACUCUAGCAGUUCUUCUUGCCACAGCUGGAGCUAUCAUGUCCAUAAAAUCUUUCGAGAACUCAUUUGACAACAACCACCAGAGAAUAGGUCUGGCACUUUAUGGAGCCAUCUGGGUGCAAGCUGUUGUGGGAUUAUUCAGGCCUCGUAGAGGGAAUAAAAGAAGAAGCACAUGGUACUUUAUUCAUUGGAUACUAGGAACAAUGAUCUCUCUGGCUGGAAUCAUCAACAUUUAUACAGGCUUAAAUGCGUAUCAUAAGAAAAUGUCUAGAAGUACAAGGCUCUUGGCUAUCCUUUUCACAGCACAAGUCUCAUUCAUGGCUUUCUUAUAUCUGUUUCAAGACAAAUGGGAGUACAUGCAAAAGCAAGGAGUGAUUUUAGGUAACGAUGAAAUGCCAAUCCCACCCACACUACGCAAUCAACAAAAUGAUCACAGCCAAAAGGUGUUGGUGCCUGAACCAUGUGUCAAACGCAACGCACUUAAGAACUUAUUUGACUAA